Messenger RNA from Arvicola amphibius (Eurasian water vole), 1275 nucleotides. RefSeq names its product BCL2 interacting protein like (gene Bnipl). Gene Ontology annotation, biological process: apoptotic process. Gene Ontology annotation, cellular component: cytoplasm. Bases 1 to 1098 code for a protein of 365 amino acids. The transcript has 10 exons. The record is from RefSeq and is a predicted model, not a curated record. Lineage: Eukaryota; Metazoa; Chordata; Mammalia; Rodentia; Cricetidae.
AUGGGGACUGUGCAGGAAACGGGGAAAAUGACAUUAGGAGAAGGAGGGGCUGGGGAGAAAGCAGGAGCCGCAGAGCCAGGAGCAGCCCUGAGACUUGGAGAGCUGGAGCUGAGGGAAGAAUGGCAAGACGAGGAGUUUCCCAGAUUGCUUCCUGAGGAGGCUGGCUCAGCUGGAAAUCCCGAAGACCCUCAGAGAGACUCACAGGCCGGUACCCCCAGCACGCUGGCCCUGUGUGGCCAGCGCCCUAUGCGGAAGCGUCUGUCUGCCCCAGAAUUGCAGCUGAAUCUGACCGAGGGAAGAGGAAAAACUGGAGCUUCUCCCAACCAUUCCGAAUCUUCCUCUUCGGAUGGCAGCUUGGACCUGGAGGUGGAUGAACUGGAGACACCGUCCGACUCGGAGCAGCUUGACAGCGGACAUGAAUUUGAAUGGGAAGAUGAUUUGCCUCGGGCAGAAGGCCUGGGGGCCAGCGAGGCAGCUGAGAGGCUGGGCCGGGGUUGUGUGUGGGACGUGGCUGGAGAAGACGGCCAUCGCUGGAGAGUGUUCCGGACAGGACAGCGAGAGCAGCGAGUGGACAUGACCGUCAUUGAGCCCUAUAGGAAAGUGCUAUCUCAUGGAGGUUACCAUGGUGAUGGCCUCAAUGCUGUCAUCCUCUUUGCUUCCUGCUAUCUACCCCCAAGCAGCAUUCCCAACUACACCUACGUCAUGGAACACUUGUUCAGGUAUAUGGUGGGAACUCUGGAACUGCUGGUAGCUGAAAAUUAUCUGCUUGUUCACUUGAGUGGAGGCACACGCAGGGCCCAGGUACCACCUCUGGGCUGGAUACGCCAGUGUUACCGCACCUUGGAUAGGAGGCUUCGGAAAAACCUUCGAGCCCUGGUGGUUGUCCACGCUACAUGGUAUGUGAAGGCGUUCCUGGCACUGGUUCGGCCCUUUAUCAGUUCCAAGUUCACGCGAAAGAUCCGAUUUCUGGACAGCCUUGGGGAGCUGGCUCAACUCAUCUCCCUAGAUCAAGUCCACAUCCCUGAAGUUGUCAGACAGCUGGAUCAGGAUCUCCAUGGCUCAAAGGCACCUAACACAAAACUGGACAAGGGGCCGUAGACUCAGGCCAAGGUGGUGAUUGCUCUGCACACUGGAGCUGUUCUGAAAAUCAUCUCAUGCUGACCCCCCAAGUUCCACUGGAUCCCUGCUUCUGGACACUGCCUUCAAGCUGGGAUUUGAGGGUGGGAACCCUUUAUGUGGGGUGACUUGCAUUUUGGCUUCCAAAAGGAAGACCGA